Messenger RNA from Odontomachus brunneus, 2724 nucleotides. RefSeq names its product conserved oligomeric Golgi complex subunit 7 (gene Cog7). Gene Ontology annotation, biological process: intracellular protein transport; Golgi organization; retrograde vesicle-mediated transport, Golgi to endoplasmic reticulum. Gene Ontology annotation, cellular component: COG complex. The transcript has 11 exons. The record is from RefSeq and is a predicted model, not a curated record. The coding region runs from base 150 to 2357 and encodes 735 amino acids. Lineage: Eukaryota; Metazoa; Arthropoda; Insecta; Hymenoptera; Formicidae.
GAGCGAUCGAACGAACGGGAAAUACAUAAAGGCUGACCUUGGUGCGCUGCACUUCGUCGGCGGUGGUGCUCCGGGAUCGCCACGAGACACGUACGACUCCCGACGGCCGGCGUGGUGCCGACGAAACGGUGAACGCGAUUCUCCCUGCCAUGGACGUCUCCGCGUUCUCCGAGGACAGUUUUGACGUGAAGGAAUGGAUCAACCGGACGUUCAAGUCUGCCGAGGCGCAGGAGAACAAAGACGCUUUUGUUUCAUCAUUGGUGAUGAAGCUGCAAUUGUAUGUACAACAAGUCAAUGGUGCCUUGGAGGAAACCAGUCAAUCAGUACUCUCUAGCUUGCCAAGGAUUUUAAGAGACACUCAACUUUUACAGCAGGAAACACUAGCACUAAGAGAGAAAAUGGUUGCAGUCAAACAAGAGAUUGCUAAGGUAGAGAAAGAUACCGCUUCUUCCAUGGCAAUGUUGGAAAAGAUUGACAGGAUAAAAACAGAACUACAAAAUGCUAAACAAGGUUUGCACGAGGCUGACAAUUGGACAGUGCUAGCGAAUGAUGUGGAGGAGGUGUUUGAGUCAGGAGAUAUAGAAGCUAUUUCUAAUAAAUUGUACAGCAUGCAAAAAUCUCUGGCCAUGUUAGCUAACGUGGUCGAUUACGAGGAUAAAAAGCUGCAACUGGAAGGUUUGAAGAAUCGCCUCGAAGCAAUAGCUAGUCCACGAUUAGUCCAAGCGUUUACUGCUGCUAAUUUAGAGCAAUCCAAAAUUUACGUGGACAUUUUUAGCAAGAUGGAACGUCUUCCUCAGCUCCUCAAAUACUAUCACAAUUGUUUGAAGGUCUCCUUGGGGCAAGAGUGGAGACGCAGUAUUGAACUAGCUCAGGACGAGAACGUUACAUAUUGGUUACACACAUAUUACGAUAAACUGUUAUCCUCCUGGCACGAGCAGGUGAAAUGGUGCCACCAAGUGUUUCCCAAUACUUCGAUAGAUAUCCUCGUCGAGGUCUACGGUGAUCUUUUGAGAAGCCUAGAUCCUAGUAUUCCGGAAUGUAUAGAGGCGGUUCUGAAACAACACUCUAACGCGGUACAAUUGUCCAUACUAUUAGAACUGAAACAGAUGACGAAACACUUCGCCGUGAAUCUGAACGGUGCUAUCGAAACGUCGCUUCGCGGGAAAUUGCAGAAUGAAAAGUUACUGCUGUUAGCGCAGGCAGUAUAUGCACCUUACGUCCCUUACGUCGCCAAGUACAGUACGUUCGAGACCGCGCAGCUAGAACAGCAACUUCAGUUUUUGGAUCAUUCACAUGACGACUUGAGUGAUACUAUUAAUUCCCUUUCGCUUAGUAUUUCGCGGGUCAUGGGCUACGCCAACGAAGCCAAUAAACGGUGUAAACUUUUCACGGAAGGUUGUGGAUAUUCCGGUUUACUGCACUCGUUAAACAUUUACUUCAACAAAUAUCUAGAAAAAUAUCAGCAAGGCCUGAGGCAACUCGAACGAAGGAAGGUGAAACACGAAGAUUGGAAUUUAUUUCAAAUGUGUCUUACGUUAAUGCAAACUAUAGGUGAUCUCUUACAUCAGGUGCAACAGUUCGAAAAGUCAUUAGUGAUCGACAUCACGGAAGCUAACAAUAAGUUACAAAGUACAAAUGGCAGUGUUUUCUGUCAUUAUAAGAAAUUGUUGCUGAAUGUUUCGGGACGCGCCGAUCUGGAAAAUUUAAUUGCAUCUUUUCAAAGAGAGGACAAGACAAUUCUCGAUUCAAUCAUAAAGUCAAUUCAAAAACUCUGUUCCGAUUUGCACCAUACAACGUACGAAGUUAUUUUCGCCCCAAUAUUUUCUCAACUGUUGUUAGUGCAAAAAGCACCAGCCUGGUCGUUGGAGACUAACAAAAUGUCCAAUUUGAGUUCGGAUCUGCCCGAUUACAGCUUUGCUCCGCAAGAAUAUAUUACGCAAGUUGGGCAAUAUUUAAUGACGUUACCACAGCACUUGGAACCAUUCUUACUGAGGGACAAUCCGUGUUUAACGCAAGCUUUGAAGGCAGCAGAUCCCCAAUACGCCCAAGGAUUGACUGAAUCGGGAUUCACCGGCAUACUCUUGGACAUCGUUGCUCGAGGAACGUGCCAAAUGUUUCAGGAUCAGACCUUGAGUAUUUGUCAAUUGAACUCUGUUGCCUGCAAGCAGCUUGCAACGGAUAUCGACUACCUCGGUAAUGUAUUCGAAGAGCUUGGUCUGAGUUUAUCGGAGAAUCUACAACAUAUGUCAUUAUUGCUGAGAUUGCCACCGGAAGAUUAUCAGAACGGUAGUUCUGGGUGCAAUGCCCGUGUUGUGGCCGCUGUCAGACAAAUGCGUAAUAUUACGUCUUCCGGCUGACACAAACCGCAUUCAACACAGGAUAGUGUUAUAACGUCGGAAUUUUCUCUCGACGUAUUUUCGACCAAGCAGUGAUCGUUCAUAAAGUUUAUCCAAUUAUUUUCCUAACUUAAUCUUAUACUGCGAUUACAGAUUAUUCUAUUUAAAAAAAAAAACAUCACUUUAUCGAUGAAUAAUACUAUUCAAAAUAUGUUAUGUUACUUGAAAAUAAAGAUUUGUUUGAUAUGUUAUCGAGUGAUGCUCUUUAGAAAUAAAUAGUUUAAUCUGUCUGUUCUCUCUCUGAACUUGAUUCAUUUAUCAGAUAUCUCGAUUGUGCUGUAUAUAUUAACUAUAAUAUGUAGUAAUUAGUACAUGAUAAAAACACUAA